Astyanax mexicanus (Mexican tetra) is the source of this 3985-nucleotide messenger RNA. It is a transcript of the gene flvcr2a, whose product is annotated as FLVCR heme transporter 2a. Gene Ontology annotation, biological process: transmembrane transport; heme export. Gene Ontology annotation, cellular component: membrane. Gene Ontology annotation, molecular function: heme transmembrane transporter activity; heme binding. The record is from RefSeq and is a predicted model, not a curated record. The coding region runs from base 452 to 2005 and encodes 517 amino acids. The transcript is spliced from 10 exons. Lineage: Eukaryota; Metazoa; Chordata; Actinopteri; Characiformes; Acestrorhamphidae.
CGUCCUUCAAAUUAUUAUUACGUCUGAAGGUGGAAAUGUGCUGGAACAUAUCAAUAUCAUCAUCUUAUGGAGAUGCAGAAUUAAGCCAUUAGAGAACAACAGCCUGGUCAGAUUACAAAGGAGCAUUGUUUAGUUGUGUAAGACAUUUUAUUGUUAUUUUCUCUGGUCGUGUCACAUGACCAAAGCUUAGUCCAAAGCUGUUGAAUACAAGGGCAUUGAGUUGGGUACAGCACAGCUGCCUGGAGACAUGGGCAUGAAAUGGUCAGGCUUUGGGUUGGAUGGUUUUGUUAGUGGUGGGGAAAUCGUAUUAAAUGUACAAUAACUCCACAUACAAGGGAAACUUCACUCUAGAGGACUAACGGAUUGUUUGGGACAGCUAACAAAAGCUACAGAAAACGAGCAGGAGAAGGAGGAGUGCUUGGUGGAGUGUGGCAGUGCGGGUGCUGGCAGAAUGAGCUCACAGCUUGGCUACCAGCUGCAGGACUGUGCGGAUGGCUAUGUCAGGAGUGGAGAGACUGGGGUGAAGUCUGUAUCCUUAUGGAGGAAUACCAAAAGCCCAGGUGAGGACUUAAAUGGGCGCCAAAGGUCUACUCUACCUGGCAUUACUGGGAUUGACGUGGAGGCCAGGUCAUCAGACACAUUAGCAUUGGUUCCUCUGGUGGAGACCAAGCUCUACAAGCGACGCUGGGUCAUGCUUUUUCUGUUCAGUAUCUAUUCCAUGAGCAAUGCCUUCAUGUGGCUCCAGUAUGGCAUCAUCAGCAACGUCUUUAUGAGCUUCUAUAACAUUGAUGCCUUUGCCGUUGACUGUCUCUCCAUGAUUUACAUGCUCACGUACACUGUCCUCAUAGUGCCGGUGAUGUGGGUUCUGAGCAGCUACGGCAUCAGGGAGAUAGUGGUGGUUGGUUCUGCCUUUAACUGUAUUGGAGCUUGGAUCAAGACUGGCACAGCUCGCCCAGGCAUGUUCCCCAUCACCUUUUUUGGCCAGUUUGUGUGCUCUGUAGCCUCAGUAUAUGUCUUGGGCAUACCCUCCUUCUUAGCUUCAGUUUGGUUUGGUAAGCAUGAAGUGUCCAUGGCCUGCUCCAUCGGAGUUCUGGGAAACCAGCUUGGUAUUGCUAUUGGGUUCCUGGUGCCACCUAUUCUUGUGCCCAAUGUGGAGGACUUGGAUAAACUGGCUCAUUACAUCAGCAUCAUGUUUUAUAUUACAGCUGGAGUCGCCACACUGAUCUUCUUUCUGGUUAUUAUCGUGUUCCAGGAAAAGCCAGAAAUCCCUCCCUCUCAGGCCCAAGCAGCGAUGAGAAACAUGUCCCCUCAAGAAUAUUCUUACCUGGCCUCUAUAAAGAGGCUCAUCCACAACAAAUCUUUCAUCCUGCUCAUCAUCACCUAUGGAUUAAAUGUGGGGUCUUUCUAUGCUGUUUCCACUUUGCUGAACCGGAUGAUAAUUGACCACUAUCCUGGGGAAGAGGUUAAUGCUGGAAGAAUUGGUCUAACUAUUGUCAUUGCUGGUAUGGUGGGCUCCCUCAUCUGUGGGAUCUGGUUGGAUAAAUCUAAGACCUACAAGCAGACCACACUUGCGGUAUAUUUCCUGACGUUAGUGGGCAUGCUGAUCUACGCCUUCACCCUCGACUUGGGCCACCUCUGGGUAGUCUUUCUCACAGCAGGUGCACUAGGGUUCUUCAUGACUGGCUAUCUGCCGUUGGGCUUUGAGUUUGCAGUAGAACUCACAUACCCAGAGUCCGAGGGCACAUCCUCAGGCCUGCUCAACUGCUCAGCACAGGUAUUUGGAAUAAUAUUCACAAUCUGUCAAGGGAAGAUCAUUGACUACUAUGGCACACUUGCUGGCAACAUCUUCCUCUGCAUUUUCCUCCUUAUAGGGACAAUUAUGACAGGCUUCAUAAAGGCAGAUCUGCGGCGGCAGAGGGCGAACCAGGUGGCUGAGACAAAUGCAAAGAAGCCAGGAUGCCAGGAAGAAGGACUAUCUUCCCCACUGAAAGAGGACAAAGUGUAGGACUAAAACAUUCCUGAGUGAAUCUUUCUCACACAGCACACAACUAUUACAAGGUAUUCACACAGAAAGGAGAAUCCUCAUAGCCAACCUGAAAAAGUGGAUACUGCUGAAUAUUUAAACCAAACAAAACAACUUAUUAUGGAUUAUGGGUAGUUCAAAUCCAAUAGUGUACAUAAAGUUGUACACUAUAUUAUGGUGUGCGAUGGGAUCAUUAUAAAAAAGAAAUAGCAGAAAUCCAAAGGUAGUGCACUUUAUAAAAAAAUAGGGCACAGAUUUAGACACAGCUGCUGUCAACUUAAAAUGAUCUACCUAAAAUCUAUACUGAAGAACUCCAUGCCAAAAGUCUGCUGGAAAUCUGCAGUGUUUUACAAUGUGAAUCUAUUUAUUAAAGCACAACACGGUGCUUAUUUAGUGGCUUAUGUAGUGACAAUCAAAUGCAUUAAUAUUCUUAAAAAGAAAUAGUAUUAAUAGCCUACCGUAAUUCACUACAGAAUUUAAUGGAUUUUAUGUUUUCUAUUUAUAUUUUAUAUAUAUAUACAAAACAGUGUUAACCAGGUUGAUGUUGAUCACGCACUUUAAAUGUUAGAAUUAAUUAACCUCUACUUAUUAUAUUCUGUGUAUUAUUCCCAUGAUUUUUAAUAACUAUCUGAAUAAAUGAUUUUAAUCAAAGCAAUACUGACUGGCAGUGUGCCAUAAGACCAUAUAUCUUUAUAAUAAUGGUUUUAUAGUAUAAAGUGUGUUAAAGUGACUAGAAAGUGUAAGAUAAGUGCUGACUUUAUAAAUUAUCAUCCAGUAUUAUUUUUGUUUAGUCCUGACCUCUCAUUAGAGUUAAUGAGAAGGCACAUCUGUAUAGUAUUGCUGUGUUCUGAUUGAUGCUAUGCAUCAAAACAUUAUCUCUGAGCCCAGAAAAAAAGUCUGAAACAGGUUCUUACUGUAUUUUGAGAAUUAUGUGACGCUUUAAAAAACAACAAUGCUGUACAUAUAAAUAUAAUUUUUCAGUUUGAACCAAAAUAGCUGUCAAUUGUUCAAACCACUUCAACUGUACUGUGCGGUUUGUGUAAUUGGUUAUUUAACCAAGUUGUAGCAACAAUGUAUAGUCCAUACAAAAUGGUUAUCUCUCAGCAUAUCUUACAUCUACUGUAUGUUCAGUUUAGUAAAACAGAGUUCAGAUCGGACCAGUCUUGUGAAUUAAUCAUCCAUUUUACUAAAUUAAAGGAUUCUGUAAGUGGGUCAAAAGUCUCAACCAUGAUCAAAACGUUCAUUGAAAUUAAUCUUUAGAGUUUAAAUACUCAAUUAUGUAAUAUAUUUAUAACCAACACACCUUUAUAGGUAUUUACUUUACUUUACUGUGUAUCCGAUUUUGGAUUGUAUUAAAUAGACUUCUUUUGUAAUUCCAGCAUAUGCUAUGGCAGAUCAUAUCAAUAUGAGGGAAGUUCUGUAGCACUUACAGUCUUUUUUAAGUAUAUAUACAUAUACACAUAUUUUGUUGAAAAAAAAAAUGCUGUUAUGUUGAUAUUCUGCCCAGUAUAUAACCAUCAGGUGCUGUGAUAAUAUUUGUCUUGUAUGAGGCUGCAGAGAAUUUUGUUUUAGCAUCGAUAGCAAUGUUUUGUGCAAUGUCAAUAUCUUUUUCCAAAGUUUUUGCUUUUGUUGCUUAAAACACAGAAAAAUUCACAUUGUUCUCAUUUUACAUGACAAUAUGUACUAGAUCAUCAAUUAUAUGAUAUAUGAAUUAUAUAUGAAAUUUAAAAUCCCUUUUUUUUUUUUAAAUUUCCCUAAUAUUGUGCAGCCCUAGCCCACAGUAUAUUUUUGAAAUGGUAUACUUUUAAAAAUAUUAUAUACGUAUAUAAAUAAUUCUAGAACUGUUCUUAGGACUUAAUAGUUUUCUGACAGAAAUUAAUAUUAAAGUAAAUUGUAGCAUAUUUUAAGCAUUUUUUUGUCAACUGUCUUUUUUAUGUUAUAAUAAAGAUUUUUAUUUAGACA